UAUUAGUUUCUAGUAAGUAAAGUUUAGUAUCAAACUCUCUCUCUCUCUCUCUCUCUCUCUCUCUCUUCCAUCACAUCACUUUCUUCCCUUUUUCUCUCACUUCCUCCUUCGCCGGUUUCCGGCCGAAAAACCAUGUUUUGACGGCGCCCCAAUUCCGGCGGAAUCAUGCGGCGGUUCCACCCUACCUUAGAUCCGCUCCUUUUCUUUCAUUUCCAGAUGAUUCUGCCCCUUUAGCUGGAAAUUCAGAAAAAAGGAAUAAAGAAUAUUGCUGAUUUUCUGUUAACGUGCAAAUUGGGUGAAGACCCUGAAAGGGAUGAUUUUUUUUAGCAUAAGGUGAUUACAUAUUCUAAAAUGGAGUUUCUGAAAUUGAUGGAAAGAAUAAAGAGAUAGAGAUUAGCGGCAUGCCCAUAUUGGGAUUUGGGUAUAAGCUGCAUGUGAAAGAAUUGUGCAGUUUUUGGUUUGGAAACAGUGAAGAGUUGUUAACAUGACAAAGAAAUUACGGUCUGAUUCUUCCAUACAAGAGGAUGAUGAGAAAGUGAGUAGCUUUGUGAGGAUGGAUUCAAGGGAAGGAGUGAAUGAUGGUUUUUCUAGGAAUGGACCAAGUGAUUCGCUUCUCCCUGGUCUUAUUGACGAUGUUGCGCUUAAUUGCCUUGCUUGGGUUAGUAGAUCUGAUUAUACUUCACUAUCAUGCAUAAAUAAGAGGUACAACUUGCUGAUUAAGAGUGGCUAUUUAUCUGAGUUGAGGAAGAAAUUGGGAAUUGUUGAGUUGGAGCAUUUGGUUUAUUUAGUUUGCGAUCCGAGAGGGUGGGAGGCAUUUGAUCCUAAGAGAAAUAGGUGGGUAGUGCUACCUAGGAUACCUUGCGACGAGUGUUUUAACCAUGCAGACAAGGAGUCCUUGGCUGUGGGCAGUGAGCUGUUGGUUUUCGGCCGUGAAUUGAUGGAUUUUGCCAUUUGGAAGUAUAGCUUGGUUUGUCGUGAAUGGGUGAAGUGUGAGGGCAUGAACCGACCUCGCUGUUUGUUCGGAUCUGGCAGUCUUGGUUCGAUUGCUAUCGUUGCUGGUGGAAGCGAUAGGUAUGGAACUGUUCUAGAUUCUGCUGAGUUGUAUGACUCUUCAUCGGGUACAUGGGAAUUGUUACCACACAUGCAUACGCCGCGUAGAUUGUGCUCUGGUUUCUUUAUGGACGACAAAUUCUACGUGAUUGGUGGAAUGUCGAGUCCUACUGCUUCAUUGACUUGUGGGGAGGAGUAUAAUCUUAAGACAAGAAGUUGGCGGAAAAUCGAGGGCAUGUAUCCGUAUGUCAAUGGGGCUGCUCAAGCACCUCCACUUGUGGCGGUGGUGGAUAAUCAAUUGUAUGCAGUUGAGCAUCUAACCAACAUGGUGAAGAAAUACGACAAGGACAGUAAUUCAUGGAGCGAAUUGGGAAGACUUCCAGUUCGGGCCGAUUCUUCGAACGGAUGGGGCCUGGCUUUCAAGGCUUGUGGAGAGAAACUUCUUGUUGUUGGCGGACAAAGAGGUCCAGAAGGCGAAGCUGUUGUACUGAAUUCAUGGUGUCCUAAAACAGGUGUCAGCAAUGGAACCAUCGAUUGGCAGGUACUUGGCGUGAAGGAGCACGUCGGAGUGUUUGUGUACAAUUGCGCCGUUAUGGGUUGGUCCGGGGAGAUGCGUCUAGAUUGACUCAACCGUGGUGCGGGUAACUUAGCUUUGAAGGGGGUUCUUCUAUGUUCAUUCAUCUCAUUUACUAAGUUAAUUGUUGAUGGGGUAGCAUUCCCUAGAUGAGAAUUUCGGGUUCUUUUCUUUUUUAACAUGGCUUAUUUGGAUGUGUUUCUUACUUUCACGGUCCAUAAUUUUUAUCUGCUUUUGAUGAGAUUACUGAGUAGGCUUACACAGAUAUGUUCUGCUAUCCAACUUAUGUAAACCAAUAAAAACAAGGGAGUUUCACUGUUUAAUGCUUUGAUGCUCAUUCUUUGCUGCUUCUUUUAUUA
This is a messenger RNA of Arachis ipaensis, 1983 nucleotides long. Its product is annotated as F-box/kelch-repeat protein At5g60570. The record is from RefSeq and is a predicted model, not a curated record. Gene Ontology annotation, cellular component: nucleus. NCBI's taxonomy places the organism in Eukaryota, Viridiplantae, Streptophyta, Magnoliopsida, Fabales, Fabaceae. Gene Ontology annotation, molecular function: protein binding.